AUGAAAAUUCUCAUUCUUGGUGGUUAUGGGACAUUUGGUAGUCGAUUGGUACGGUUGCUUGCCAAUGAAUCACAACUAACAUUACUUAUUGCAGGUAGAUCGAUUAAGCAUGCAGAAGACUUGUGCAACAAACUACAUGGCUAUGCAGCCACUACAUGUGCACUCCAUUUUGAUCGUGAUAAUUCAGAUAUUGAAAAACAAUUACGGUUCAUUCAACCUGAUUUAUUAGUCGAUGCGAGUGGUCCAUUUCAAUCCUAUAUCAAAGAUCCUUAUCGAGUGAUAAAAGCAUGUUUGACAACGUCAAUUAAUUAUCUCGACUUCGCUGAUGGAUCAACUUUCGUUCAAGGUGUCACUCAGUUCGAUGCGCAAGCCAAGGAGAACAAUAUAUACGUACUUUCCGGUGCCAGCACGUGUCCUCUAUUGACUGCUACUGUAGUUCGGCAUUUAGCAAAAGGACUGACAAGAAUACAUUCGAUCAAAAGUGGUAUUGCACCAUCGCCGUAUGCUGGCGUUGGUGUGAAUGUUAUUCGUGCAAUUGCAAGUUACUCAGGUCAACGCGUGGCUUUGAUUCGAAGGAGUCAGCAAACAUUUAGCUAUGCAUUGACAGAGACGAUGCGUUACACAAUAUGUCCACCUGGCCAUCUUCCCUUGUUCAAUCGUCGGUUUUCAUUAGUGGAUGUACCUGAUCUUAAGAUCUUACCUGAUUUGUGGCCAAAUAUCGAUUCAAUUUGGAUCGGUGCGGGAACAGUACCAGAAACUUUGCAUCGUGCUCUCAAUGGUCUUGCAUGGUUGGUUCGAUGGCGGCUAAUUCCUAGUUUGACACCGUUUGCACCAUUGUUUCAUUGGGUAACGAAUGUAGUACGUUGGGGCGAGCACCGUGGCGGAAUGUUUGUUGCAAUUGAAGGAAACGAUAGAGACGGUCAAAAACAAGAGCGAUCAUGGCAUCUAUUAGCUGAAGGUGAUGCAGGUCCGUUUAUUCCUUCGAUGGGUAUUGAAGCGAUUGUUCGCCGUGUAUUAGAUGGUAAAAAGCCGGCAAGUGGUGCUCGAGCUGCAACUAUGGAUCUUGAACUUGACGACUACGAAAAAAUAUUUCAGAAUCAUGCUAUUUAUACAGGCCAGUGUGAAUCGAGGAAAACAAACGAUUUCUCCGAGUCACAACCUCUAUAUCAACAAUUGCUCGGUCAAGCGUGGAAUCACCUACCACCGUCUUUGCAAACGUUGCACAGUAAGAACAUUGUCAAGGUAGUAGGUGUUGCUCAAAUUGAACGAGGCACCAGUAUCAUAUCUCGAUGUAUUACGAUGUUAGUUGGCUUUCCGAAAUCAGGAAAAAAUGUACCAGUUCAAGUUGUGUUUCAGCGCGAGACAAACGGUGAAUUGUGGACUCGAACUUUCGCGGACAAAUCGUUUUCUAGUUGGCAUACAAAAGGUUCUGGCCAUUCAGAUAGGUUGUUGAUGGAACGAUUCGGACCAUUUACUUUUGGUCUGGCGUUAGUGGUUACUGCUGGGAAGCUGCAUUUUAUUGUGCGUAGCUGGACUUUAUUUGGCAUUCGACUACCAGUAUUUUUAGCACCACAUGGAGACUUCUAUGAAUUUGAUCAUGAUGGUCGUCCUUGUUUUCAUGUUGAAAUCAAACAUAUACUCAUAGGAUUAAUUGUACGAUAUCAUGGAUGGCUAGUACCAACCGUUUAG
Molecule: messenger RNA, 1689 nt
Organism: Rotaria sp. Silwood2
Lineage: Eukaryota; Metazoa; Rotifera; Eurotatoria; Philodinida; Philodinidae
Source: the annotation of a GenBank genome assembly